UUAAUGUUUGAUAUUUAUGUACAGAGUUGGACAACGCAUUGAGCUGCCUUCAACGUGAAGAUCCAAGUUUAAAAGUGAAGCUAGAUCCUGACACAGGACAAACUAUUCUUUGUGGCAUGGGAGAGCUACACAUAGAGAUCAUUCAUGACCGAAUCAAACGUGAAUAUGGAAUUGAGACUUAUUUGGGACCUCUUCAAAUAGCAUACAGAGAAACCAUCGUAAAUGCUUCCCAAGCUACAGAUACAUUGGACAAAACAGUGGGAGAUAAACGACACUUGGUAACUGCAGAGUUAGAGGUGAGGCCCAGGGUAGGAGAGAGAGCAACGACAAAACCCGUCAUCGAGUACGCUGCAAGCGUCAUCGAAGGGCUGCCCAAAGAACUCCAAGGAGCUAUAGAAAAUGGAAUCACAAAUUCAUGCAUUCAAGGGCCUUUGCUUGGAUUCCCAGUUCAGGAUAUAGAUGUGACAGUACAAUCACUGAUGGUGCACCCUGACACCUCCCACACGAUGGUAUCAGCCUGUGUCUCCCGUUGCAUGCAAAAGGCUUUGAAAAAAGCUGGUAUACAAGUACUGGAGCCCUUGAUGAACCUAGAGAUCACAGUAAGUGAAGAUCAUCUCAGUGCAGCACUCGCUGACCUUGCACAGCGGAGAGGGAGUAUUCAAGAAAUCCAGAGCCGUCAAGAUAACAGAGUUGUGGUUGCUUCUGUUCCACUAGCAGAAAUGAUGGGCUACUCGACAGUUUUGCGUUCUCUAACAUCAGGCUCAGCAACCUUCACUUUGGAGCUUGCCAGUUACCAAGCCCUUAACAGUCAAGAGCAAAGCGCGCUGCUUCAGAGGAGAAUGGGGUUGGUGUGAUCGCUUUGCUCUGUAGAACAAUAAAGACAUAUUUCUUAGCCUCCCUGUUUAACUAUUUUCAGGAGCCUGUUCAUGUACACCAGUAUGUUCUUCUGGGACCAACUGGUUGUGGUAAAUGAGGAAUUAGCAGCUGUAUGAGCAGAUGGUGCUUUUAACUGUCCAGGGGAAGGUUCAGGAGAUGCUUGUGUUCUUCUGCAAAGCAGCUGAACAAGAGCUGCAACCACAGUCUGCUGCUGCUGAAACCUUAUCGUACAGAUCUCUGCAAUGAGAACUGAUUUCAAAUCCUCUUUGUAGAAAUGAGCACCAAGGGCACCUUAAUGUGCAAUGAGCAGUUUCUAACUUCAUUAAGCAAAGUUUGUGGAGUUUAUGUCAAUAAAUGAAAUUACAGUUCUGACAGUC
This is a messenger RNA of Calidris pugnax (ruff), 1253 nucleotides long. Its product is annotated as ribosome-releasing factor 2, mitochondrial-like. Gene Ontology annotation, biological process: ribosome disassembly; mitochondrial translation. Lineage: Eukaryota; Metazoa; Chordata; Aves; Charadriiformes; Scolopacidae. The transcript is spliced from 6 exons. Gene Ontology annotation, molecular function: translation elongation factor activity; GTP binding; GTPase activity. The record is from RefSeq and is a predicted model, not a curated record. The coding region runs from base 117 to 854 and encodes 245 amino acids. Gene Ontology annotation, cellular component: mitochondrion.